GGGUGGAAGGUGGGGGGUGGUGUGCCCUUCCUCUCCCCUUUCCUUUCUGAACGCAUACUGUCCCUGUUCCCGCCGGCAUUCUGGUGCCCCAAACCGCUGUGCGUAUGCGCGCGCUCCCUAGUGCGCUCGUGACCGCUGGGCGGCCGGCGGUAAUUUCGUGCGUUCGGUGUGAAGAAGGGGAUGGAGGAGGUGACUUCCUCCCCUCCCUCCUCCCCGCCAAGGUGGGUGGAUUACCAUGUCGGCGCCUGGGAAACCGUGAGGUGGCGCGCGACAGCGAGGGAGGGGCGCUGAGAUUUGUUCUGGGUACGAUGGAGACAACCGCGUUGACUCGCUAUCCCCUCUCGUCCUGCGCGAUGGGGGAGGAGGGAGGAGGAGAGCGAAAGGUUUGGUGCGCGACGAGUUUGCGGCUCCUCAUGAUAGAGAGGAAGGGAUUGCAGGAGGGGUUCGAGAUGGGCAAAAGGCGAGGUGAAGCGAAGCACGAUGCUUAGAACAAGCGGACGGGCUUGCCCAUGGUCGUCUUGAUGUGCAGCGACCUGACGUUUCGCCAGUUCUUCUUGAGCAGGGAGACCAAGAAGUUAAUGCUCAGACGAAGUGAGGGUUAGUGCCAGGCUCGCAGUUUUGGUAGAGAGCGACUUGAUUAGGGCUGGAUGAGCGAGCAGGGAUGACAUGGGAUGGAUUAUGAGUGGUAGCCCGCGCUUUAGCAACGCUGGGCAGAGGUG
Schizophyllum commune H4-8 is the source of this 719-nucleotide messenger RNA. RefSeq lists its product as uncharacterized. NCBI's taxonomy places the organism in Eukaryota, Fungi, Basidiomycota, Agaricomycetes, Agaricales, Schizophyllaceae. The transcript has 5 exons. The record is from RefSeq and is a predicted model, not a curated record. Bases 105 to 488 code for a protein of 127 amino acids.